CAUUCUCUGACUGAAAGGAUUGCUCUUGCAUGCUACUAGUUCAAUCCUUCAGACCUGAAAGACGCAGGUGAGAAACAUGGGUAAGAAUCCUGUACCCUCGCGGGGUUGGUUUGCACACAAGCUUCCGGAAACAUACUGAAACCGUCCGACGGAGGCUUUCGCGAUGAUUGUGCCAUUUUUUGACAGAUACAGCGAGUGGAAAAAGAACAGAAUCAGUCAUGAAACUAUUUGUCCUUUCUCCCCAAUCAAUUGCUCUUUUGCGUAGCGGGAUUGCUGCUUGUUUGCUUCGUAUUUCAUGACUCCCUAACAAUGCCUCAGCCCGACAAAAUGGCCGCCGUCAAUAAUGCAAUGCCCCAGCCGGCACCAGAAAAGUCGCUAUCCUCUGAUCCUCAGCCUGAAUCAAGCAAGAAAAGCGCCCGAUUCUGGCUCAUCUUCGUGGCUAUUGCCUUGACGACUUUCCUCGCUGCCCUCGACACAUCCAUCAUCUCAACAGCACUACCCACCAUCACCGCUGACCUUGGGUCCGAGUCUCUUUACGUAUGGAUCAUCGACGCAUACCUCCUGGCCUCAACGGCCACCAUCCCCAUCUUUGCUCAAGCCGCCAACAUCUACGGUCGUCGCAGUUUGACCCUCAUCGCCGUUUGCAUCUUCACGCUCGGUAGUGGUCUAUGUGGUGGCGCACAUAACACGGCCAUGAUGGUCGGUGGACGCGCCGUGCAGGGCAUCGGCGGAGGAGGCAUUCUCACCAUGAGUGAGAUUGUCGUAUGUGAUAUGGUCUCCAUCCGAGAACGGGGCAUGUACGCUGGCAUCAUUGGCGGUGUCUGGGCCAUUGCCGCCGUGGUUGCGCCCGUCAUGGGAGGUGCUUUUGCGCAGAACAUCUCGUGGCGAUGGAUCUUCUACAUCAAUCUUCCAAUCGCCGGGGUUUCUCUCGUCGCCUUGGGUCUGUUCCUCAAGCUGGCUCGCCCACCGUCUGGCACCGUCAAGGAGCAGAUGAGCAGGAUAGACUGGGGCGGCAGCGUUCUUCUCAUCGGCUCUGUCACUUCCAUCGUUCUAGCACUGAGCUGGGGUGGCUCUGAACAUCCAUGGUCGGGCUGGCAAACAAUUGUUCCUCUGGUCAUCGGCCUGCUUGCCCUAGUCGCCUUCUUCGCGUACCAAGGCGCACCGUGGCUCAGAGAACCCACCAUGCCUCUGAGGCUAUUCGGCAACCGAACAUCAUCCACAUUGCUCGUCAUCAGCUUCAUCCAUAGCCUUUUACUGUACUGGGUUUGCUACUUUCUUCCAGUUUACUUCCAAGCUGUCAAAGAGGCUAGUCCCACACGCUCAGCAGUCAUGCUCUUCCCCAUUGCCUGUACGAGCGCUCCCGCUGGUGUAGCUGCUGGCAUCACCAUCACCAAGACGGGAAAGUAUCGUGUCUGGCACUUCACCGGAUUUGUACUCAUGUCAAUUGCCUGUGGCCUUUUCACCUUGCUUGAUGCCCAAUCCUCAACUGGACGCUGGGUCGGCUUCCAGAUCUUGUUUGGUGUCGGUACAGGAACAGUGUUUACUUCGACGCUGCCUCCCAUCCUCGCCAGUCUGCCUGAUUCAGACGUCGCCACUGCAACUGGUGCGUGGACGUUCAUCCGCAACUUUGGAUCAAUCUGGGGUGUUGCCAUCCCAGCUGCUGUCUUUAAUAACCAAGUCAAUCAUGCGGCUCCCAAGAUCUCAGACUCGACAGUCAAAAGUCUUCUCGUUGAUGGAGGGGCAUACGAGCAUGCGACCCAGCACUUCAUCAAGAGUCUCUCUCCUAACCCGGAGCUUAAGACCCAAGUUAUCCAGGUGUAUCUAGAGGGACUCAAGGUUGUUUGGCAGGUAUCUCUCGCAUUUUGUCUUCUAGGCUUUAUUCUUUGCUUCUUUGUUCGCUCAUUGACACUGCGUGAUGAACUCAAUACUGAGUUUGGGUUGAAGGAGGAGAAGCCCAACUCGAAGAACAUGUCGAGUGAGGAGGGCGUUGUGAGGGAGUAGACACGCUGAAGGCCCUGAAUGAAACUCGUACCAAAGGGCCAUAACUUGAGCUUUUUUAUUCUAUCAGAUAAUUCUAGUCAAUCAUCUUUUUUCAUAAAUUCUGAAUCUGUUUAUCUACUCAACCUGAUCUCCUUGUUGCCUUGCGUUGUCGAUGGAAUGUUGUUUAC
Messenger RNA from Fusarium verticillioides 7600, 2168 nucleotides. RefSeq lists its product as hypothetical. The record is from RefSeq and is a predicted model, not a curated record. Gene Ontology annotation, molecular function: transmembrane transporter activity. The transcript has 2 exons. Bases 310 to 2001 code for a protein of 563 amino acids. Lineage: Eukaryota; Fungi; Ascomycota; Sordariomycetes; Hypocreales; Nectriaceae. Gene Ontology annotation, biological process: transmembrane transport.